Messenger RNA from Lichtheimia ornata, 612 nucleotides. RefSeq lists its product as uncharacterized. The record is from RefSeq and is a predicted model, not a curated record. Bases 1 to 612 code for a protein of 203 amino acids. The transcript is spliced from 3 exons. NCBI's taxonomy places the organism in Eukaryota, Fungi, Mucoromycota, Mucoromycetes, Mucorales, Lichtheimiaceae.
AUGGCUGUCACGGCACGUGUAGUACUAGUCGUUGCUAUGCAACUAGCAACAAUUCCCGCAUUAGCUAGUAAUAGACUUAUCGUAGAUGACCGCCAGUCAAUCGCUCAACAUGGUUCAUCUCAAUUGGAUGCCCAAUCGUUAUUGACGGAUAGAAUUGCAGAUGCAUCUGCAGCAGCGAGCCUACUAGUGCAUCAAGAAGAAAGGCCCAUCAUGCAUUAUCACGAGACGAAACUUCCUGGUUGGAAUGGGAAGAGGUGUAAAGCGCUUGAUAGUAAUUGUAACAACAUACGACGACGACAAAAUCAGGCUUUACAACGCCGAUCCAAUGGCUUGAGAUCGACAGCUGAGUGUACAGGAAAAAAGGAAAUAUGUGAAAAGGAAUGCAAGGACCAACAAGGCUGUAUUGACCGCUGCCGUAUCAAGCUCCACUGCAAAAGUCCAUCUGACGAAUCUAUUCAGCAUCAUGCAGCACAAGCCUCAACGACGUAUCGUGCCCCUGAUACUUCUUCAUCGUCGUCAUCCACAACAUCUUCGGCAACAACGGCUUCUCAGCUCUCAUCCCUUAUGUCAUUCUAUUUAACGAUGGUGUCAGUGAUGGUGGUGGUUAUGUGA